This is a messenger RNA of Tetrahymena thermophila SB210, 372 nucleotides long. RefSeq lists its product as hypothetical. The transcript has a single exon. NCBI's taxonomy places the organism in Eukaryota, Ciliophora, Oligohymenophorea, Hymenostomatida, Tetrahymenidae. The record is from RefSeq and is a predicted model, not a curated record.
AUGGUCUUUUUUAAAAUAUAAUCUUAAUUAAAAUUGCUUAGAAACAAUCGAUCAAAAUAAAGUUCAACGAAUUAAAAAACCAGCAAAUAUUAAACACACUCGAAUGGAUUGAAAAAAAAUCUAUCCAAAAAUUUAAUUGAUCUACUUACAAUUCUACUAAUUAUACGUAUUUUGUUGUAGAAAAAGAUUUUAAAUCAAAUAGUAUUAAUCACAACUUUGAAUAUUAAUCAAUUAGUCAAUCAAUAAUUUUUUUUACAUAAAUUAAUUCUGUCAUCAUUUCAACUCACCAACUUUUUUUUUUUGCUUCUUACCCAAUCUAAUUAAAAUUUUACUUCUUUCAAAGCUUUUGAAAGUAAAUUAAAGGGUGAUUGA